Messenger RNA from Xiphophorus hellerii (green swordtail), 6623 nucleotides. RefSeq names its product phospholipase C, eta 2b (gene plch2b). Gene Ontology annotation, biological process: phosphatidylinositol-mediated signaling; release of sequestered calcium ion into cytosol; phosphatidylinositol metabolic process. Lineage: Eukaryota; Metazoa; Chordata; Actinopteri; Cyprinodontiformes; Poeciliidae. Gene Ontology annotation, molecular function: phosphatidylinositol-4,5-bisphosphate phospholipase C activity; calcium ion binding. The record is from RefSeq and is a predicted model, not a curated record.
GAGCAAUGAAAAGCCAAAAACUGGACGCAUAUUUUGUUCUUUGUCUUGAAGAUGAGCCGGACUUUUUUGUUGGCAGCGAUCCAGACCCGCCAAAACUGCCAGCCCAGCGACGGAACCGGACUAGUUACAGGUAGCAACUCUGACAUUAUUCACAAAAUGUGAGUUAACUGUAGACUGAUUGUAAAUUGUAUCAGCCCAGCCGCCGAGCUUACAUCCCAUUUUCUCUGUCGGUGGUACAGCGGUGAUGUCAGGGACUGAAGGCUGAGUUAUAAUCGCUUUCAACAGUUUGGGUUGAGCGCGUUUUGAGCCAAGACAGCAGUAUGGCGUUUAUAGUUAAAGUUUACAUUAGAGCCGCCUGGAAGAGAAUCUUCCAGAUCGUCCAGUUUGUGUGAACUGCGGCGCGCGCGAUCCGCGCCCAGUUACAAACAUCCAGAGGUGCGCGAGGUGCUGCUGCACGCUGCGCAUGCGCCGCGUGCCUCUGCGUACCCGCUGCAACGCGCUGCUGCUGCGUGCUGGUUGAACUAGUCAACAAUAAACUCAGCUUCAGCAGUUCCUAGCUGCUCCAGGCUCUGAGUUGAAAUUGAUAGAGUGUCAAAAUGAUCCGAACCCAUCAGUGGUUCUGGACUGAUUUGAAUUUGAUGUUGUUUCGUCAUUAGUGACCACGUAGCCUGAUGUUUCUGUUGUUCUCUUGGUUUGUUGUACUUCAUGUCAGAUGGAUUUCAGAAUGACAUAGUCGCUCUCUGUGGUGAUGACACUUGUAAGCUCCGCUGUUGCGGGCAUGUUUAUGUUGUAAAGCUAAAUUAUUAUGAACCUUAUGAUUUGGGUACAAAGGGCCCGGUCAUUAGCUCCGCCCCCCGGCCAGACGCUGACUUGUUCCGCUAGUGGUUUCAACAGUUAUAAAAGAGAGAAAGAUAAACGUAUUUUCGUGUUUUGAAGGUUGUUGGUAAUAAAGGAGUAAAUAAAAAAAACCUUCUUCAGAAAGUUAUAGGUUAAAAUUUAAACUAGCUAUGAAUUAUGUCUCGAUAAUGUGUGAGCAACAGAUAACCUCAAUUUCUCUAUGAGAUUAAUAAAGUUUAACCUAACCUAAUAUUUUGUCCGGUGUGCAGGAAGAUAAUUAGCAAUGAAGUAAUGCUAUUGUUUCACAAAGCAUGUUAUGCAGCUCUGGAAACAAUUAAGAGACCACUUCACUGAACCCCUUAGAAUACCUCACAGUUAUUAUUCCACCAAAUACUGAUUUCUAAACUUUUCCUGAGUGAAAACAUUAUUAUUGUUGUUUAUAAAUGAAUACAACAUAUACCUACAAAAAGUAAAAUCAGAGAAACUGAUCAUUUAAAGUGCUCUCUUUUUUCCAGAGCUGUUUAUUCAUGAGUCGCUUUUCACCAUCAAGCUAAUAGAAGUUUCUAAAGUUUCAAAACCACAAAAAAUGUUCUGUAUAACAUUCCAAUAGUUUUAAUCACUUCAAGAAGAUGGAGGAGAAAGCGCUGUGAGUGACCAGAGUUUUCUCCUACCUCCUGCUGCUCACUGCCAGCACAGCUGGCUGAAAGAAAACUGCAAUGCUUUUUUUUCCCACUUCAAAUCUAAAUUUGAAUGUUUGUAAAAAAACAGACAGUUGUGGUGUGAAAAGUCCCACUUGUAUUUUUUUCCCCUUUGAGUCAAUAAUGUUUUGAAAAUAGAGUUAGCAAGCUACAAGAGGCGAUUCUGUAAAGCAGAUGACUGAACAAAUUAGCUCAUCUUCUCAAUAUAAAAACCAGAACUGCAAAAUACAUGAUAAUUAUCUGCUUAAUAAGGAGUAAAACUAGUACAAAACUACUACUACUAACACUCUGGCAAUGUUAGUUUCCGCACCUCCUGUUUCUAGCCGUGGAUUGUUUUAUAUGUUUAUUCUAUAUUUUGCUUGAGUUUAUGUAUUAAAUGUGAAUAAAAAAAUUAAAACUCCAUUUUUGCGUCUUUACUUUAAGUGAAAGCAAUUAGAUCAUGUUACUUUAUUGUUUUUAGUUUGAGAGACAUUUAAAUAAUAGAGCUGCACAUCAUCCUGUUGCCUCUAGAGGGAAAUCCUAACUCACAGUUUAGGAGAAAACAUUUCCACCUUGUUUACACCACCUAACCAAACCCUAAGUCUCAAGUCUUUGUUUUGCAUUUUAUUAUCUUCAGAUUUUUAAACGUGAAGAUUUUUAAGCUGUAAAUUGAGCAUGUGAAGUCCUCCAGCCACAGUCUCCCUCCCCAGGAGCUUACUGGCUUCACAGAAAAUCCCUCUAUCAAGACCAGGCUGAAGCCUCACUGCAGGAUUACAGCUUGAGAAAGAUUUAGAGACUCAAACAAGUUGCACACUUCCUCACUGAGAGCACUCUGCAGGCGGCAAAAGUAAAUAAAGGAGGAACCUAUGGACGAAGCACCAGAUCCUGACUGAAUGAACUCUGCUCAUGUGGGGAGACUGUUGGGAACUGGAGGACAUGCUGCCACGGUGCGACUAAAACUUUCUGUUGGAGACAGGAGGAAGGUAUGUCCAUGUUUUGUGAAUGGGACAGGUGAGCCGGAACCAAAUGUAUAGGUCAGAGAUGAACCACAGGCCUUCAGCGAUGGCGCCUCCGUCUCUGGGCCAGAGCCCGCCGCUGUCCUCCCGGACGGCCCCGAAGAAGACCACCUUCCAGGCUCUGGGGUCAUCCGGGAUGUUCUCCCCCUCACGGACCAAACGGGAAGCCAAGCGGACCUCCAGCCCCGUCAACUCGCCCACCCACUCCAUCAUGAGCUCGCCCAAACUUUGGCAGAAAGCGUCCGUCUCCAGACUGGCUGAGGAGUUUUUCUGGAUCGGCGGCAGUGUGGUUGCACAACCCAAAUGGAGGCUGGGUCAAAUAGUGGAGCGAUGUAUGUGCACCAUGCAGACCGGCACCCAGAUGACCAAACUGAAGGGGAAGAAGAAAGGCCUGGUCCGGUUCUUCUUCCUGGAUGAGCACAAGUCCUGCAUCCGGUGGCGGCCUUCCAAAAAGCAUGACAAGGCCAAAAUAUCCAUUGAUUCCAUCCAUGAGGUCUGUGAGGGGAAAAAAUCUGAGAUCUUCCGGCGUUACGCAGAAAACCGCUUCGACCCAAACUGUUGCUUCAGCAUUUACUAUGGGGAUCGAGUCAAGUCCCUGGACCUGGUCUCCAACAAUGCAGAGGAGGUGCGCACCUGGAUCCAGGGGCUCAAGUACCUGAUGGCCGGGAUCAGCGAUGAAGACAGUCUGGCCCGCAGACAGCGCACCCGGGAUCAAUGGUUGCAGCAGACCUUCUCUGAGGCUGACAAAAAUGGAGAUGGUACCUUGAGCAUUGGGGAAGUUCACCAGCUGCUCCAUAAGCUUAAUGUCAAUCUACCCAAGCAGAAAGUCAAGGACAUGUUUCAAGAAGCAGACACAGAUGAGAUCCAGGGCUCUCUGGGCUUCGAUGAAUUUUGCUCUUUCUACAAGAUGAUUUCCACACGUAGAGACCUCUACCUGAUCAUGAUCUCCUACAGCAACCAGAAAGAAGUUCUGGAUCUGCACGACCUCGCACGUUUUCUGGAAAACGAACAAAAGAUGCGCGGUCUGAGCAGAGAGCAUUUAUUCGACAUUGUGGCUAAGUUUGAGCCAUGUCCUGAGAACCUCCAGAAUAUGGUGUUGGGUAUUGACGGUUUCACCAACUACAUGCGAAGUCCUGCAGGCGACAUCUUUAACCCCGAGCACAAUCAGGUGAACCAGGACAUGACGCAGCCUCUCACUAAUUACUUUAUUGCCACGUCGCACAACACCUACCUGACUGGAGACCAGCUGCUCUCCCAGUCCAGGGUGGAAAUGUACGCCUAUGUUCUGCAAGCAGGCUGCCGCUGUGUGGAGGUGGACUGCUGGGAUGGACCGGAUGGUGAACCCAUCAUUCAUCACGGCUACACUUUGACGUCCAAAAUUCUCUUCAAAGACGUUGUUGAAACAAUUAACAAAUAUGCCUUCACUAAGUCACCGUAUCCUGUUAUCCUCUCCAUAGAGAACCACUGCACUGUGCCACAGCAGAAAAAAAUGGCCGAAUACCUGAAAGAGGUGCUGCAGGACAAACUGGAUCUGACUAACGUCAGCGCGCAGGAAUGCAAGAAGUUGCCUUCACCUGAGAUUCUGAAAGGAAAAAUUUUAAUCAAGGGAAAGAAACUGCCAGCAAACCUUGACCCUGAUGCAGAGGAGGGAGACGUAUCUGAUGAAGACACUGGGAACGAGGAGGAGGAAGAUGACGAUGAUGAUGAUGAUGAUAAUAGUGACAACGACUUACAGCCUGGGAACGGUGCAGAAUCAACUAAUCAGCCCAAGAAGAAGAGACGGUUUGGCAGAUCAAUCAUAAGAAGCUUCAAAAGAAAGAGGAAAAAGAAAAUACGUGUAAAAAACAAGGCUAUGUCUGACGGUGAAUCAGACCACAGCAGCAGCCGAGACAGAACCCAGAUUGUUUACCAUCCUAAAAAAAGGAAAACCAUGAGACUCUCCAGAGCUUUGUCUGACCUGGUCAAGUACACUAAAUCUGUCAGAGUGCAUGAAAUAGAAACACAAGGGUUUUUGAGCAGCUGGCAGGUGUCAUCUCUUAACGAGACUGUAAUGAACCAGAUUUUACAGCUAAAACCCGGCGAGCUGGUGCGUUUCAACCAGCGCCAGCUUAUCAGAGUCUAUCCGUCGAACUUCAGAGUGGACUCGAGCAACUUUAACCCGCAGCCAUAUUGGAAUACGGGAUGCCAUAUGGUUGCAAUGAAUUACCAAACAGAAGGCAGAAUGCUUGAAUUGAACCGAGCCAAGUUUUCAAGCAAUGGAAAUUGUGGAUAUAUUCUGAAGCCUAAGUGCAUGUGUAAAGCUGCCUUUAACCCGAUGACAGAGGAUCCAUUGCCUGGACACAGAAAAACUCAGCUGGUGCUAAAGAUAAUCAGUGGGCAGCAACUUCCCAAACCCAAAGACUCAAUGUUUGGAGACAGAGGAGAAAUAAUCGAUCCCUUUGUUGAAGUUGAGAUCAUCGGUCUGCCUGUCGAUUGCUCCAAGCAGCAAACCAGAGUGGUUGAUGACAACGGCUUCAAUCCGAUGUGGGAGGAGACCCUUGUUUUCAGCAUCCUGAUGCCUCACAUCGCCCUGGUGAGGUUCCAGGUCUGGGAUCAUGAUCCUAUUGGACGGGAUUUCAUUGGCCAGAGGACGGUGGCUUUCACCAGCAUGAUGCCAGGUUAUCGGCACGUCUACCUGGAGGGAAUGGCAGAGUCGUCCAUUUUUGUUCAUGUUGGCGUUAAUGACAUGACAGGAAAGAUCAAACCUGCUCAUGCCAUGCACGCAGCUAGAAAACAUAUUCAAAAAGCAGCUCAGAAGCACAUGAGGGGCCAUCAAAGACAUCCUUCUGUUGAUGUCUCCGUCCAGUCCUCCGAAGAUGGACGUGCUCUGUUUUUCAACCGGGAUCUGGACACCAUAUCUCAGGACAGCAGAAAUGGAGAAAUGUCUCCAGUGGUAAAAGGCCCAGCGGCUAAAGCUGCCUUCCACAGGGGGAUGAUGAGCGAGCCUGUGAGGCGAGCGCACAGAGUGAAGAUCCACGAACCUCCAGAGACACGGCGAGGCUUCUUCAGCCGGAUGUCCUCCACUGACUCUCACAACAGCAGCGGGGCCGCUGCUCCCUGUGUGAAGGAGGAAAGCUUUGACCUGGACACCCCGUCGCAAGUUUCUUUGGCGGAGAGUCUUGGUCCUGAUGGCCGGGUUCAAGCUGAUCGAAGGGACUCUGAGAAUGAAUCUGUGCUGCAGAGCUGCGCUGAGCAGUGUGCAGUGAGGAGGUUUGAACCGGAGCACCCUGAGCUGCCAGAGGAGCAGGAACCAGAGGAGGACAGUGAGGUUUUCACUGAACCUGAACACCAUCCAGAACCUCAGCCUUACUCCGCCCCAGAGUCUCACACUCUGCCAACGCCUGAAGCCAAACUCUCUAAACUCAUCCCUCCAUCAUCCCCCGCCAGGGUCAGACGCACCUUAGAGGCGCCGACGUCCAAUCGGCCGUCGACUCAGAUACGAACCAAAACCCGCUCGCACAGCUGCCCCAGAAAACAGACCUGUUCUCCCCAGACGCCGGCUGUGACCCGAAAGCCCGCCUUUCUCUGGCAGCAAGAGCAGAGCCAGGUGAGACGCAUUCCCAACGGCCUCUGCCUGUCCGGCAGCUCAUCCAGCAACAGCGGGGGCAGCACCGACAGCCUGGAGUUUCUGCCCAGCCGCCCGCCGCCGGCCGGGUCAGAACAGCGAGAGGGAACGCUGCAGAGGGAGAUGAAGGCGCUGUUCGACCAGAGGAUGAAGGAGAUUCGCUGUAAAUCACCGCUCUUCUUUGACGAUCACGACUCCGACUGAAACCACAGACAUCAAAGUUCACGACAAGAAAGAACAAACGGAAAAGCAGGAGCCUGAGCAAAAAGACAAACUUUAUUUUUCUAGUUUAGCUGGACUGUUUAUGGUUCUUAACUUUUUAUUGAGACAUUGUUUGUGAAAAGAAAUUGCUGAAAUCAAAUGAUGCUGCUGCCAACUGUACAGAAAUGCUUCCAAACUGUUAAAUUAGUAGUCAAGCUUUAUAUGUAAGUUGUAUUUUCAGAUUUUAAAUGUUAACUUGGAUUAAAAGUUAUUUUUUGUAAAAAAAAA